Messenger RNA from Astrephomene gubernaculifera, 1164 nucleotides. NCBI's taxonomy places the organism in Eukaryota, Viridiplantae, Chlorophyta, Chlorophyceae, Chlamydomonadales, Astrephomenaceae. The record is from the annotation of a GenBank genome assembly.
GUAACAACAGUACCGGUAAGAAAGCAAAAACAUGCAAGCAGCGCAAGGGAUCGACCUCUUUUCCCAGGUCGCUGGUGUCGGCUGCUCGGGCGGUUUGACGCUUGUGAAAGGUUCGCUGGAGCUGUCAGGUCUAUUCCUUGUUCAGCAAUACCUCCGAAUACUCCUACAGAACGGAUACGCGGUAAUACUGGUGACAGCGGAGCAAUCCCUGGAGCGGUACAAGUAUGUGACCAAGAAAAUGGGCAUUAAUCUGCCAUCGUACCAACAGUCAGGCCAUCUAAUCUGCGUGGAAGCUCCUAUCGCCACUCCCGGGGACAGCGGCCACGGUUCGUUGCGCCACAUCUUCACUGCUGUACAGCACGCUGUACGGCAACGACCCGUACAAGCAUUGGGACUUGCCGUACUCUUCGACUCCUUGACGGUCCUGGCGAGCUUGUGUCCAUCACCCGAGGACUGGACAGGCUUCCUGCACUACUGCUGCGGGACCGGGGGCGCUUUUGCGGCGUCCUCACAGGCAACAACGGAGGAGCAGCAGCAGCAGCAGCCGGCUGAGCAGCGACCACAGGUACCGUAUUGCGUUAUAGCUGGAGUGUACGACGACGUACCUGACGAUAGGGCCUGGCUAACGUCGCUUGAGCACCGAGCGGAUGUGGUUGUUUCCGUGGAGCCGCUGCCUGGGCGCAUCGCCGAUGUAGAUGGCGUGGUCACGGUCACGCGACGAGCCGUGCCCCAGCCCGCGGCAACCCCGCAGCAGCUGCCGGCCCCCAGCGGCCAGGCAACCCCAAGCGGGGGCAGCGCCCCUGGCUGCGCCCCGCUGCGGCAGUCGCUGUACUUCCGGGCUGGUGAGCUGGCGAUCAAGUGGAUGCAGCAUGUGACAGCACGGGAGCUGCUGUAGCCAAAGGCCGCAAGGAAGGAUGCAAGGCGUGGUGCCAUGUGUAGUUGAGUAAGACAAGAGCAAGGUUCGCAUGUGAACCGCGAGUACAGGCAAACCUGAACCGUAAUACAAAACCUGCUUAAAUAGCUGGAUGUAAGAAGAGUGGCGGGUGACGACGCAUGUCGAUGAUGCUGAUGGUGUAACUAAAAUACUACCUAGUUGUGGUGCCAUGUGUGUGCAUGUAUCAUGCAUGGGAUGAAAGACACUUUGACUGCAUGGGUUGUAUUGAC